AUGACCUGGAACACGACAACUUGCCCAGAUGGGCUCCCAGAGUCCUCGCAGGUUAACUGCCCCCCCAAUAUCACCUUCGCCUUCGUCCCAUCCAUCAACACUAGUAACCAGGCAUUUGUGACCUGUUGCUACCCCAACCCAAUCGAAAUUGCGGACGGCUGUUUCGCAUGGUGCGAGGCUCCGCCAGCAUCAGCAUCAGAACAGAGCUUCUCAGACUGUCUUAUAAUAAAUGAAAACGGUGACAGCAGAUGGAGACAUGGUAGUUUGGGCUUCCACGAGAAGAGUGCGGCUUCGGCAACGAGCUCGCAAAUGAGUUUGUUCGUCCUGGGUAUCUGGGCGUUAAGUGCGGCGGCGCUAUCCUAUUGA
Molecule: messenger RNA, 366 nt
Organism: Diaporthe batatas
Lineage: Eukaryota; Fungi; Ascomycota; Sordariomycetes; Diaporthales; Diaporthaceae
Exons: 1
Coding region: 1-366 (121 amino acids)
Source: RefSeq, a predicted model, not a curated record